Messenger RNA from Entrophospora sp. SA101, 224 nucleotides. NCBI's taxonomy places the organism in Eukaryota, Fungi, Glomeromycota, Glomeromycetes, Entrophosporales, Entrophosporaceae. The record is from the annotation of a GenBank genome assembly.
AAAAUGAAACCCCUGAAUUAGCUGAUAUAAUCAAAUCUACUAGGAUUAUUCAUGUAGACACCCCUCCUUUAAAAGGCAGCCCAAAUAUGGUUGAAUCUCAUAAGGAAGCUCGUAAAGCCUCUCGCCGAAAAUUGAUAGCACACUUAAAUAAUUGUCAAGGUAUUUACCAUCCGAGUAAUUUACACACUUUCGAGGAGCGGGUGUCGGACUAUUUACCUGAGGAG